Messenger RNA from Jatropha curcas, 3118 nucleotides. RefSeq names its product acyl-CoA dehydrogenase-like protein (gene IBR3). Gene Ontology annotation, biological process: fatty acid beta-oxidation using acyl-CoA dehydrogenase. NCBI's taxonomy places the organism in Eukaryota, Viridiplantae, Streptophyta, Magnoliopsida, Malpighiales, Euphorbiaceae. Gene Ontology annotation, molecular function: acyl-CoA dehydrogenase activity; flavin adenine dinucleotide binding. Gene Ontology annotation, cellular component: cytoplasm. The record is from RefSeq and is a predicted model, not a curated record.
GAUCCCCAUUCUCUAGGAUAAUUUAAAUAAUUUGCAAUCAUUGGGAAUUCACCACCCUCGCAGCUUCAACACGCGCUCUUAAUCAAAAAAGUACGAAUCCCAACAAGGCAGCAAUCUCCGCGCUUGACGUGCGUACACAUCGGUCUCGAGAGUACAGAUAAAUAAUCCACCACGUUUGCAAGUUUUCUCGAUUUGUUCGAAGCCAGACGAUAAUAUCACCACCGUCCAAGACCCAUUUCCUUACACGUCCCUAGUUCCCGGUUCCUCCCUUCGGCCUUUUGCUUCCGUGUUCAUGUCAUAUGGUUGAAACGGCCUAAUCUCUAAUCUUAUAAUCUUCUUCCUUUUCUCUAAUUUUUGUUACCAAACAAAACGAAAUUGAAAAUGGCGAUCCAUACAUCUGAGUUAUUAAGGCAAGUUCAGCAAGCUCACGAGUUUGACCGUGACGCUUUGUUUCGCUACGCCUCUGCUAAUGUUGCUGGUUUCCCCGUCUCUCCCUCCACCUUCAUCGUCAAACAGUUCGGGCACGGACAAUCGAAUCCUACGUUUCUGUUGGAAGUGGGAACAGGAGCCUCCGUUAAACGCUACGUUUUGAGGAAGAAGCCUCCUGGCAAAUUGCUCCAGUCUGCUCAUGCUGUAGACAGAGAAUAUCUGGUUUUGCGGGCGCUGGGGGAACACACGCGAGUUCCUGUUCCUAAAGUUUUCUGUUUGUGUACAGAUCCAAGUAUAAUUGGAACUGCAUUUUAUAUUAUGGAGUAUCUAGAAGGUCGCAUUUUCAUAGACCCUAAGCUACCGGGCGUGGCGCCAAACAGCAGGAGGGCAAUAUAUCAAGAAACUGCAAGAGUGUUGGCUGCUUUACAUUCUGCUAAUGUAGAUGCUAUUGGCCUGGGAAGAUAUGGACGGAAGGAUAACUAUUGUAAACGACAGAUAGAGAGAUGGACUAAACAGUACAUCUCAUCGACUGGUGAGGGCAAGUCUCCAAGAAAUCCAAAGAUGUUGGAGCUCUCUAAUUGGUUACUGCAACACAUUCCUCCUGAAGAUUCUUCUGGGGCAUCUGCAGGUCUAGUUCAUGGGGACUUUCGCAUUGAUAAUGUUGUAUUUCACCCCACUGAGGACCGAGUAAUUGGUAUUCUUGACUGGGAAUUGUCCACUCUUGGAAAUCAAAUGAGUGAUGUUGCAUACAGCUGUUUGGCUUACACAGUGGAUUUUAACCUUGACAAUAAACAAUUGAUUAAAGGUUUUGAACUUACUGGCAUUCCAGAAGGGAUUCCUUCACAGGCAGAAUAUCUUACAGAAUACUGCUCUGCAUCUGGAAAACCAUGGCCAGCUAAUGUAUGGAAGUUCUACGUAGCUUUUGCUAUGUUCCGUGCGGCAUCAAUUUAUGCAGGUGUACAUAGUCGAUGGAUUAUGGGUAAUGCUACAGGAGGUGAGCGUGCCCGAAAUGCCGGAAAUCAUGCUAAUGGUCUCAUAGACUCUGCAUGGGCUUUUAUUGCAAGAAAAUCUGUGCUUCCUGAUCACCCUCCAUCUGGCGCAAUUGCACUGGACUACGUAACACAAAUUGGCAGUAAGAGGAAAGUUCAAGGCAUUUCAGAAGAAACUGGGAGGUUUGUUCCCAGCAAAAAGGUGCUGGAAUUGAGAAAAAAAUUAAUUAAGUUUAUGGAAGAUCACAUAUAUCCUUUGGAAAAUGAGUUCUACAAGCUUGCUCAGUCUUCAUCACGUUGGACGGUGCACCCAGAGGAGGAGAGAUUAAAGGAGCUGGCAAAGAAAGAAGGAUUGUGGAACUUAUGGAUACCUUUUGACAGUGCCGAAAGAGCGAGAAAACUUAUCUUUGAUGAAAGUAGUUUUGCCGCCUCCAAUGGCACACAUGAUCAAUUACUUGGUGCUGGCCUCUCAAACCUUGAAUAUGGAUACCUUUGCGAGAUCAUGGGUCGUUCUAAUUGGGCUCCGCAAGUAUUCAAUUGUGGUGCACCUGACACUGGAAAUAUGGAGGUAUUGCUGCGAUAUGGGAACAAAGAACAGCUACUUGAAUGGCUUAUUCCUUUGCUUGAGGGCAAGAUCCGUUCUGGAUUUGCAAUGACAGAACCACAAGUUGCAUCAUCAGAUGCUACAAAUAUUGAGUGUUCUAUUAGAAGACAAGGGGAUUCAUAUAUCAUUAAUGGGAACAAGUGGUGGACAAGUGGCGCCAUGGAUCCUAGGUGUAAACUUCUUAUAGUUAUGGGAAAAACUGACUUCUCUGCAGCUAAGCAUAAGCAGCAAUCCAUGAUCCUAGUGGAUGUUCGGACUCCAGGCAUACACAUAAAGAGGCCACUCACGGUCUUUGGCUUUGAUGACGCACCUCAUGGUCAUGCUGAAAUUUCAUUUGAAAACGUAUUUGUGCCCGCAAAGAACAUCCUUCUUGGUGAAGGACGUGGAUUUGAGAUUGCACAGGGUAGACUGGGCCCUGGAAGAUUGCACCACUGCAUGAGAUUGAUAGGUGCUGCAGAGCGGGGAAUGGAGUUGAUGGUUCAAAGGGCUCUCAGCAGAAAAACAUUUGGAAAAUUGAUUGCUGAGCAUGGUUCAUUUCGUUCAGAUAUUGCCAAGUGUCGAAUAGAGCUGGAGAAAACCAGAUUAUUGGUUUUGGAGGCAGCAGACCAGCUUGAUCGGCUUGGGAACAAAAGAGCAAGAGGAACUAUUGCAAUGGCGAAGGUAGCAGCUCCAAACAUGGCACUGAUGGUGAUUGACAGGGCAAUGCAAGUACAUGGUGCAGCUGGUCUAUCAUCCGACACCGUAUUGGCACAUCUUUGGGCCACAGCAAGAACAUUGAGAAUUGCAGAUGGCCCCGAUGAAGUCCACAUGGGUACCAUUGCCAAGUUGGAAUUACAGAGAGCUAAGCUUUGAAGGAAUUGAUAGAUAUGAUUAAAUAAGGGCACAAUAAAUUAAAAGAGAAGUGGUAUAUCUCUGUAACGAUAAAUAAAAGCCUAAUGAGACAUAAUGUCAAAAAACACAUACCAAUGCCAAUACCAGCACACAAAAACUAGUGUUUAUUCUUGUUUCUAAAAAAUAGAUACUUACAUUUACCUUUAGAUUAUGUACAUUAACAAUUCAUAAUAUUCUGAUUUAUGGGAUAUGAUUUGAUUUCUUA